Salmo salar (Atlantic salmon) is the source of this 3265-nucleotide messenger RNA. RefSeq lists its product as uncharacterized. The record is from RefSeq and is a predicted model, not a curated record. Lineage: Eukaryota; Metazoa; Chordata; Actinopteri; Salmoniformes; Salmonidae.
UUGAAGGGCGGGUACACGUGAUGCUAGGCCCCUUCUCUCCAACUAGUGCGUUCCAAAUUCGGACAGACAGUAGGUGAUACACUCCUGCAGCAUAACUGGAUUUAACAGUGUGGGGCUCUGUCCUCGAAUGAAGGGGAAGAUAAUAUCGAUUUUCUUUUUCAAUUGGUUUAAUCUUCGCGGUUUGGACAGUAGAAGCCUAAUGAAGCGAAUGAAAGCCAACGUUUUUAUUUAGAACUGUCUACGUAGCAGAACCUGGUUUACAAGGCUACUUAUACUGACUUACUUUAGUUUAAGAUGUCUUCGUCUGCAACUACAACUAUUCGACCUACACUGACAGCGGAUCAGAUAACGUUCAUCGUGGCCUCGGUGUCCUGCCUGGCGUUCUUCGUAGUGAUUCUCCUGCUCCUGGUGGUCCUGUACAGGAAAUACCUUCUCUGCCGCAGUGUGUGGAGCUACCAGGCCACCCAACACUAUACAGACGCUCCACCCCAGUACAACAUCAGACAGUCUUUGGUAGGGUAUCCCUAUGAUGAACAGACUGUUGCCAUGACCCACGGAAAUGUGGGGUCCCAGCUUCCAGGAAGGCUGUUUAUCAUCGGUAAGCCGAGCAGCUACCACCUGGGUGGGCCCCUGCCCCGCCUGCCAUCCUAUGAGAGCGUCCGUAAGAAGGACCGCCAGAGACAGAUCCACUCCAUGAUAGCCGACCGCUUUGGUCUCAGCCCCACACAGUUUGAAACGGCGCCUCCUCCGACGUACGAGGAGACUGUUCGCCAGUCCAUGGUCAUUUCCUCUGAAGACCUACAGUCUGUGGAGACAUUUCCCUCAGACCUCCCUCUCUCCCCCUCUAGCCUUGAACACACAGUGACAAUAGAGGCAGCCCCCUCACCUUACUGGCCUAUUUAGAAGCCCAUUCGGGAAUCCCGCUCUGUCUAGAUCAGGGGCUCCUUGAGGACCGGAGCAUGACUGGUUUUCAACUUAGCAUUUUAACCAGACUCACUUUCACACCAUUGGCAAGAGGAAAGAAGAAACAUCAACAAAGAAAGAGACAUUGUCAUGAUAAUGCCUGACUCAGUUUCACCCUGUCUGUGAUCCUGAGACCACUCUCGGCUCUGACUGUCAUCAGUUGGUGUAGCGAGUGGUUUUAACAUGACUGUACACUGUAAAUGGCUUGAUAUCCUGCCACUGGCAAUGAUAUCAUUUAUAAGUUACAUAAGGGGUGUCAAACAUGCGACCUGCUGGUUGGAUCCGGCCCGUAAGUCCAUUCAAUCCAGCCCACUGGUUGUUUGAGUAAAAAUAAAUAUCUGGGGAAAAACUUUCAAUUCACAUUGAAAUGACUAAAACAAAAUCUAAACUGUGUAGAAAUUAUAAUGGACAUACUUUUAUAGUCUCUUCACUCUGUCCAGCUUGUGAAAGCUUGACAGUCAGGGAGCAUCAAAAAUGCAAAAAGUUAUUGAUAGAGGACUAUUUUUUGCACAUUAUGAUGGUGAGGAAAUUUUAAAUGCGCCACACUGGACCUCGGUGAAGACCGAAUGCAGCCCCUGGUGCAAAAUGAGUUUUACACCCCUGAGAUAAUCAAAUAAGCCUACAUUUCAAACUCUAGAGAUGCUCCAGUGUGUGGAAAGAUGACAUCCGCACCUCAGCAGCAGACAUCUGAUGCUUCAUCACAACGUUCAAAGUCGUAGACAACCACAAAACAAUGACAUUGUCUCGGGUUGAACGUGUUAAUGAAAAAUCUAAAUCCCCUUGUUACAAAAGAACACUGAGCUAUGAAUACUUAGCUACCUAACAUGUACUGAUAUCUUUGAGUGUAGGGCCAGACCAGAGAGCUGUUGUGGUUGAAUGCAUCACAAAUUAUUAACACUACUGAGACAAUGUAUGUGUACCAAAUGGCACCCUAAUUGUCAAAAGUAGUGCACUACAUAGGGAAUAGUGUGCCAUUUGGGAUGCAGUAUGUGUUCACUCAGGGACGGUUAAACAGGUCAAACUAACUAUGCAGAAAAACUCACCAUGACCCUGACGUUUUAGCUUCUGGGCUAAACUGGAAUGGGGUUUCUCAAUGCGUUUUUAGACUGAGAUACGUAACUAUGCAAAACAUUCAUAUUAUGUCCGACCCAAAUCAAAAAAAUAAGUAAAAGUGAACUACGCACUUAAAAUACCUAUGCACUUAAAUGAAAUAGCUGAACUAUGCACUUAAAUAAAAAAUAUUUGUAUUAACUUGAGCUAUAUCAAUCUGACGAGGAUUAAUAUAAACCUUAGUGUCAAGAUAUCAAAAGAGAAUAAACUCCUGUUCAUCUGUUUUUCUCUACCAGGUACAAAUAUGUCCAUAACCUAGAUAGUGAGUCAAUCAGUGGAGGGAGUAGCGACCUCAUUUUGACCUCUCCCUCUUUGCAGAGUUAUUCCCCCCCUCCAACUCUCAUGUACUGCACAUUAUCCUCCCUUAUCAACUCUCAUAACACAUACUAUAUUUUUGCACAUGAUGUAUCUCAACUACAGCACUCAUCAGUUAUUAGAGAGGGCCUCCAUCAUACAUGUUUUGACAAGCUGUCGUUUCAUGGUGAAGGCACCAAGGGUAUUCUGAAUGUACUCCACACUCCCCUGCAUACCACUAUGAGAGGAGUUUUAAUACCAUUCAUGCUAUCUGUAACUCAUACAAAAACAAAAACACACAAAAAACAUGGCACCUUACUUAAACUCCGAUUAAAGAAUGAUCUGUAAAAUGUUUGGGGAAUAUUACACAGAUCCUGCCAUGGGUGUCUAUUUGGAGUUUCUUGUUUUUCUCUAAAAUGUGUCAAUCCUGGUGAUUGUGAAUGGGUUUACACAAAAUUCCCCAGAUACAAAUUUGAGUUAAUGGUUACAGGUCAACACCCAACGUCUCUUGAACCGGUGUUAUCAACACAAAAUUAUGUGAAAGAGGUAGUUGGCUUUAAGAGACCACAUGGGGCUGAGAGUAAAUUAUUAAGGAGAGUUCUUUAGAGUACAGUCUGAUGCUAAUAACUGUGAUAUAUUACUUCCCUCUGCUUUGUAGUAUUUUUUUUGUUUCACAUUAUCCCUCUAUGGCCUGUUUAGAGAAAUCAGAGGGGAAACUUCUGAUGUGUUAAGCCUUGAAACACCCUGUGGUUAGUUCAGGAACUAUAGACCACACACACAUUUGAUAAAGGGGUGGUUUCAUGUUUUCCUUAUACAGAGUUUUUUCCCCAGAUACAAAACUAUUUCCAAAACUGAAAUACUUUUGGAUACACAUGAAAUUGUUCCAUUGACUAAGCUU